Chiroxiphia lanceolata (lance-tailed manakin) is the source of this 4757-nucleotide messenger RNA. RefSeq names its product regulator of G protein signaling 20 (gene RGS20). NCBI's taxonomy places the organism in Eukaryota, Metazoa, Chordata, Aves, Passeriformes, Pipridae. The transcript is spliced from 4 exons. The record is from RefSeq and is a predicted model, not a curated record. The coding region runs from base 2952 to 3752 and encodes 266 amino acids.
CUCGUAACUGCUGCCUGUUCUAGAACAGACAUAUUGGUCACAUAAUCUGACCAGCGAAUAUCCAUAAAUAUAGAUAAGAAAAUCUGACAUAACUUAGGCAAAGACUACGUCUUACUGUGCUUUCAGGUCUCAUGUCUGACAUUACAAAAGUGUACAACAGAACUGUACAUUUGCAACAAGUCAUGCUGCAAACAUGAGAGUCAACUUUAUUUUGCGAUUCUGGUUAGAGGAUGAAAACCCCCCCACACUUGAUGCAACAUAUUCGCUUCUCCCGCAGAUUAAUCACUCUUACAUGGCCAACAGAGCUGGUCCAUGUAGAAAGGUGUAUAUAGAGCAAUAUGCUUGAUGACAAAGCCAGAGCUGCAUUUGAAAAAUAAAAAAGAUAAAAGCAGGGAAGAAUGAAGUUUAAAAGACUGAGAUGGAUCACUAACUCCUUGCUUGUUCUGUGAACCUGAACCAGCUUGACAUGGUUUUGUCCCAAGGGUCUUUACACUAUUUGAGCCAAAGGAGUUUCUACAACUCUGUAAUAACCUGCACCACUGCUCAGCUCUCUUGCCAUUAUAUUACACUGAGAUUAGGUUGUGCCCAGGCUAACUUAUUAUUUAGCUCUGAAUGAAACAGAGGGCAACAGAACAUCAUAAGCUUCUACUGAUCAGAAGUUCAAUACAUUUCCCAUUUCCCCUUUCUAAAUUAACAACACAAACUCCUACAAUUCUUCUGCACCAGUCAUAGUUAGAUGCUCUAUGAUUCAGAAGUGAAACAAAGUCAUGAUGCUGCUGGGCAGUUUUUGCCAUGCAGCUACUUACAUAUUCUUCCAUGUCAUUAAAGAUGUCAAAGAAAAUUCUCAAGAACCACCUAAAAUGGUAACAAUGGAUCCAGAAAGAUCUCUUGAAUUAAGUCAGGAUGGAACGAGGCAGGGAGGAAGAGUGCAUUCUUCCUAUUUUCCCCAUCUAUACAUUUCUCUUUGGGAAAAAGUAGACAACAGGAACAAAAUUUUCUACUCAGAUCACUAUUAGUUCAAUUCACAUAUGAAUUAGAGAUAUGAAUGAGUGACCUACCUACAUAAAACAUCUCAAAAGUAAGAGUGUAUGGAUUAGGCUAUAUAAACAGCACAUCUGAAUCCAAGCUACAUUUUUCUAAUCAAUAAUAAUUGUUUACUGUUCAAAACAGCUUGAAAUAGUGUUAGAUAUAUUAUUCUUCCAAUAAUGCUUUAUUAUACUAUCACUUUCUAAUUGAAAUUGUGAAAAGGCUCUAUUUAAAAAAGUAUAGGUAUCUGGAAGGAAAUUAAUACUAAAGAGUUUCAUUCUAUUCCUGUGAAUCUGAAACUCUGAAGGAAAGAAAUUUGAAUCUACAAAUUCAUUCUACAUUUCACAUUUAUUCUUCCACAUUUUGAAACAAGAAAUGUUGGGGGGUGGGAAGCUAUGUUCUUUUUGUGAUUUUCUAUUUCUGGUCAUUUAGGCAUUGCUUGUCAGUUAGGUCUACAGAGUUUCAAAAUGGUUUAUAAUUUCUAUCUGUAUAUGGGUUACAAUUUCUAUCUGUAUUGUUGUUCUUGUAUUUUAUUCCUCCUGAAAAACAGGUGCAUCUUCUGCUCACUAUGUCAUGUUUUUUUCUCUUGGGAGAGUAGGUGGUUCUCACAAAUAUAAAAACUGCUAAGCUCUAUAAGACAGAAAGAAAUUCAGCAUUAAAAAAAUCCAGUAGCCAAAGUGCAGCAAAAUGUAAUGCUGCACUCUGCUAAAAUAACCUCCUUUCUUCUCCUGACACUUCUAUCGAGUACAUGAUGACAAUGUCUGUACAUUUCCCCUCAAGUUACAACAACAGUAUUUCCUAAACUUGGCUGAACAUCUUAGAAAGGAAGGCAACUUUUAACCCCCCGGUAUUCAUUUCAUUAGAUUCAAGUCUGAUACUAAAAUAUCAAUUUAAAAAAGAACUCAAAAUUGGUAGCAGCUAAUUUUAAUUCCCCUACAACCAUCAUGGCCUAAAAAGGUUUAGCAACCUGAAACAAACUACACACAAAAGGAUCUCGUGACAUAGGAGGAUGACUAGUUAUGUAUUCAAAAGUCAAAUACAAAUAAAAUGAAGAAAGACAUACUCAUUUUUGUACAAGCUGGCAUUUCAUCUAUAAAAGACAUCUGUCACUUACGUAUGGCACAACCCUCAGCAUAACAGGGAGAGCAUUAUUAAGUGCUGUAGAGCAAAUAUGAAGCUCAAAGAUAGGUCAGAAAGGGACAGGGACUUUAAGGGAACUUCAUUUCAUCAACACCAAUUCUCUGCAAUAUCUGCAAAAUGCAGGCUCCAAAAAGGUUUCCUAGAACAGUGCAAAAAAACCAAACAGUGCAUCCAUCAAAAAUUGUUUCACGCUGUCUUCAGUUGGGGGUCAACCAAAAUACUGUAAUUAUUAUCAUCUAUUUGUGUGUCUUCUCCUCAUAUUCACAGAAGCACUCAAUUCCUUCUUGAGAAAAAAAUGUUUUUAAAAACUGUGGCAGUCAGACCUACAAUGGACAAGUGAGCACUGGCACUUCCCCCUUUGUUACAGCGGCAACCAGCAGGUUUGAGACAUCCUCAAUACUCAACAAAGACCAGAUUUUCAGGAGAGCUCAGGUGUCUCACUCAAGCAUCAUUAAGUCUGUGCAUUGGCUAAUCGAGUGCGAGAAAAAGAUAAAAAAGAAAUAAAAAAAGAGGCUCUAACUCCCUCUAUUCUUUACCAUUUUCUUCAGGAUUGGCCUCAAAGUCAAAACCUCAGGAAAUACUUUUCAACUCUUUGGCUUAUAUACCACUGUGCCAAGAGAUCUUCAAGACCUCUCACUUGUGUGUUUUGUUCUCUGCAUCACCACUCCCUUCUCAUUGUAUUCCCACCCAUGUGCAGAAAUCAUUAGCCCCUUGCCUUCCAUCACAGCACUUAAAUGAGUGAAUCUUCCAGUGGAUUCAACACUUAAGGGCUUCCAUGGGGGAAAAUGAGGUGUUUAGCUUUUCAGUUCCUUUGGAGCUGUGGCCUUCAGCACUUCUUGGUAAGACUUCUAAAGCAAACAAAAGGAAAAAAAAAAAAAAAAAAAGAGAGAGACUUCUUACUUCCCCACUCUUUUGCUGUCUUGCAGCCCAUGGGAUCAGAGAGGACGGAGAUGCGCAAACGGCAGAUGUCUACAACCCAGGACACCCCAAGUGCUGCACAGGCUCAGCUCAGCACAGGAAAUCGAGGGUCCAAUGCCUGCUGCUUUUGUUGGUGUUGUUGCUGCAGCUGCUCAUGCCUUACUGUUAGAAAUCAAGAUGAAGAGAGAGCAAGGACAACAUCUCAUGAACUACAAGCAGAGGGUAUUCCAAACUGCGAGGAAAGCCCUGCUCCUACUCUUGAAGAAGUAAAUGCCUGGGCUCAGUCAUUUGACAAGUUGAUGCUUACACCAGCUGGCAGAAAUGCUUUUCGUGAAUUCCUAAGAACAGAAUUCAGCGAGGAAAACAUGCUUUUCUGGAUGGCUUGUGAGGAACUAAAGCAAGAAUCCAACAAAAGUGUCAUUGAAGAAAAAGCAAGACUAAUUUAUGAAGAUUAUAUUUCUAUCCUUUCUCCAAAAGAGGUCAGCCUGGACUCCAGAGUAAGAGAAGUGAUUAACCGAAAUAUGCUGGAACCCUCACAACACACCUUUGAUGACGCACAGCUUCAAAUCUAUACCUUAAUGCACAGAGACUCUUACCCACGGUUUAUGAACUCUGCUAUUUAUAAGGACUUGCUUCGGUCCUUAUCUGAAAAACCCGCUGAAGCAUAGAAUUUAUUCUUAAAUGUAUUUGUUUUAAAACAAAUGGAACUCUGGGCUACACAAAUCCACAGGGAAUUUAGAAUUAAUCAGAUAUCCACCUGAAAAUAACUCAGGCAAGUUUUACUACAGACUGAAUUAUUUAAAUCCGCACUGACAGGCUCUGUCACAAUCAGCAAAAUAUGGUUUCUGAUCAAAUUCAGUGUUAUUUUCCAAAAGGGAAUGAACACAAUGAAGAGAAAAUGUUGUUCAAAAAUGCAGUAUUUUUUCAAACACAGCACACAACUCGGAAGCAAAAUUGUUACAAUAUGUGUCUGAGGUACAAACGCCAACUGAGCAUGAAAACUAAAAUUAAUUUUUAGUGGAGUGUUAGAAUUGUCUUGAAAACCAAAUCAGUUGUCCCAUCCACACUGUGACCCAAGUUAAAAAUAUUACUGUCGAUACUGUGGUACUUACUCCAGGUAAUGCCAUCAUACCUGGCAUAGGUACACUCCACUUGUUUUGGUACCAAUAAUAUGUACAUGGUGUGCUAACGGAAAUCAGCACAGCAAUCUCAAGUUUACAAAAGUUGCUGGUUGAAAUAAUGCUGCCUAUAAAAAAAAAAAUCUUUUGCUGAAGAGUUAUUAUUUUACUACUAAAAUCUGCUGAAAGCAUUAAGUUCCUAUUGUUGAUGUUUAUAAAGUUAAAUUAUUUACUUCAGAGGAAGACGUGUCUGGGCAUUCAAAUUCCAAAAUAAAGCACAAGAAUUGUCACAUAUUCUUCUUUUCCCUCAGUAGGUAUAUGUAAAAUCCUUCACUACUCACUCCCAAGAGGAUGGCAGUAUCAGCCAUCUUGGUUUUGUACAUAUUAAACUCCCCCAUUACCUGACAGAUCUUGUAAGGUUUCUAUUACAGACACACACACAAUUUAAUUAAUAAAAGCAGGAAGCUUGAACUAUUGUGUUCUGACACAGCACUAUUUCAGACUGUCUGACAGCACCAGCUCUAUCCAGUAAUAAACCAUGUUCAUUUACUGGUA